Messenger RNA from Protopterus annectens (West African lungfish), 916 nucleotides. RefSeq names its product microtubule-associated protein RP/EB family member 1-like. The coding region runs from base 145 to 834 and encodes 229 amino acids. The record is from RefSeq and is a predicted model, not a curated record. Gene Ontology annotation, biological process: spindle assembly; protein localization to microtubule plus-end; regulation of microtubule polymerization or depolymerization. Gene Ontology annotation, cellular component: microtubule organizing center; spindle midzone; microtubule plus-end. The transcript has 6 exons. Lineage: Eukaryota; Metazoa; Chordata; Ceratodontiformes; Protopteridae. Gene Ontology annotation, molecular function: microtubule plus-end binding.
CGUGCGUUUUUACGUUGUGACGUCAUUUCCCUGUGCGCUGAUGCCUUUACAGGCGGUGCCGGUUUGAACAGUCGGUUAGAAUAACGGGCCGGAAACGGUGAAGAAUUUUUGUUGGUUACGGGUUUGUGGCUUGGUUAGGAAAAAAUGGCAGUCAAUGUUUAUUCCACUUCAGUAACGAGUGAUAACUUGAGUCGGCAUGACAUGCUGGCUUGGAUCAAUGAGUCUCUUCAGCUGAACUUUACAAAGAUUGAGCAACUAUGUUCAGGUGUUUCCUAUUGCCAGUUCAUGGACAUGCUAUUUCCUGGCUCUAUUGCACUCAAAAAAGUGAAAUUCCAGGCAAAGUUGGAACAUGAGUUUAUUCACAACUUCAAAAUUCUUCAAGCAAGUUUUAAGAAAAUGGGAGUAGAUAAAAUUAUUCCAGUGGACAAAUUAGUAAAAGGAAAAUUUCAAGACAAUUUUGAGUUUGUUCAGUGGUUUAAAAAAUUUUUUGAUGCAAAUUAUGAUGGAAAAGAAUAUGAUCCAGUGGCUGCACGACAAGGUCAGGAAUCCUCUGCUCCAGCUCCUGUUGUACCUGCUUUGUCGAAACCCAAAAAGACAUUAAGUACUGGGAGUACAGAUGGCAGUCCAAUUUCAGGUUCAGAAAACAGGACACCAAAGAAAGAAGCUGCAUCGACUAUAAAACUGGCGAGAAUUGCUCCACUGAAGCCUGCAGCCCCCAAAACCACAGCUGCCCCCAAAUCAGUAGCGGCUCCUAAAAGGCCUGGAGGUGUGGGUGGUGGAGAUGAGGAAUCUGCAGAACUACUUCAGCAGGUAGGCAUUUAUAUGAUUCAUUGACUGCAUUUUUUUAGACACGUCAUCAGGAGAAAAGGUAAUUCUGUUGAGUAGAAUCAGAUUUGAACUCUAAAGAUUUCAUAAC